UCUCCUUACAACCUUUGGAGUGUCCGCGCCACGCGCUACCUCACAAUCUUCUUCACGCUCGCCACGUUUGCCUGGUGGGUGGUGCUUCUCGUCGCCAUGUUUGCCACGCCCCCAGGGUUUCACACGCGCGGGUCUGGCUUCUUCUGCUUCAGCUUUGCAAGCCUCGCUCUGGCCAACCUGCUCUUCUCCCUCAUCUUCUUCGCCGUGCCUUCCAAGGCGGUCCGCAUCCUCAGCCUCAUCAUGAGCGGCGUCCUCCUUAUCAACACAGUGCUGCUCAUCUCGGUUGAACAGACGCGACACGAGGAGGGUUGGGUUGGCAUGGUCAGCACUUUGUGGGCGCUUCUCAUGGCUGUCUGGACGCUGGUCACUGACAGACUGGUCGCGUGGGGCAAAUCAGAAGAAGAGCAACGCUUAACCGGACGCGCCGAGACUCGCCGCAGCCUGGGUGAAUGGACUGCAGUCCUCAUCUCCAUCAUCUGCAUGGUCGUCUUUGUCGCUGUCGUUAUUCUAAUGACCUGCACCCUGAUUCUGCGGGCCCUGGAUGCUGGACUGGCUCCCCCCGGCGACUUGUACUGGGUCGAUGGCGAAAAGUACCAGUUGCACGUCUACUGCCAUGGAAACCAGACGGACCACAAGGGCAACAAGCUUCCGACUGUCCUGAUCGAGGGCGGCGAGGGGCCAGUUGAAGAUGGUCUGUGGCAAUUUGCGGACGACGCAAUCAACAACGGGACAAUUUCGCGCUACUGCUUUGUUGACCGUCCUGGUAUCGCAUGGAGUGACACGGCGCCUUCUCCGCUCUCUGCUGGUAUGGCUGUCGAGGUCAUGAGCGAGGCUCUUGCCCGUGCUGGCGAGGAGGGACCGUGGGUCCUGAUGAGCGCUGGCGUCGGGUCCAUAUACUCUCGGAUCUUCUCAGCUCGUCACGGCAAGGAUGUUAAAGGCCUGCUGCUUAUCGACCCUCUCCACGAAGAUCUCCUCGCCGGGACAAUCGGUUCUCCUGGACGAGGCUUCAUGCUAUGGAUCCGCGGUGUACUGUCCCCGCUUGGCAUUGACCGUGUACCCGGAGCUCUCUUCAAGGGCCGUACCAAAGAGGACCGUGUCUGGGGCAGGUCGUCCUAUCAGACGGGCAAGACCAUCUUCAGCAAGCUGCAGGAGAACCUGGUUGCGGGCACACUCUCUAAGCGUGAUGUGGACACCAGCAGGGCAAUCCAGCUCCCCAGAGUACCAUUCAGCAUUGUCAGUUCGGGUGUCGAAAUCCGCAAGAGUUCCGAGUGGGAGGAGAAGCAGCGCGAUCUCACCCACAUCACCGACAAGCUACUUGACUGGGAUAUUGUCAAUCACGCGCCGCACCAAGUUUGGAACACGCUCGAUGGUCGCAAGACCAUUGAGAAGAGACUCGGCACACUAGUGAAGGCCUAA
This is a messenger RNA of Microdochium trichocladiopsis, 1416 nucleotides long. RefSeq lists its product as uncharacterized. Lineage: Eukaryota; Fungi; Ascomycota; Sordariomycetes; Xylariales; Microdochiaceae. The annotation marks the transcript as partial. The record is from RefSeq and is a predicted model, not a curated record. The transcript has 4 exons.